AGAAAAAAGAAAAGUGGGGGAAAUUUCCUGACAACGCGGGCCCACGUUGGACACGUGGCGCAAUUCGAUUUGUCUUCUUAUUUGUCACAUUAGCCGUACCCAAUAUUUUCUCGAUAAAUUUUGCCCUCGUCUCUCGCGCUCUUUGUUCAUCCGAUCAGAGCUGCAACAGCGGCAACGCGCGAUUCUCAUCGCCCCGACCGCUACGUACGAUCUCUCUCUCUCUAUCUCUCCGUGCAAUUGAGAUCUACAUGACUGCGGCGUGGCUCUUGACUCAAUAUUGCUUGUGUUGGGCUGGCCUGCUUGUUACUUUCCCGGCAUCCUACAGAUCAUUUGUUAUUGAAUAAACAUGGAUCGAAAAGACGGGCGGAUAAUCUUUGUCGAGCAAACAGGUCUAAUGCCUAAAACUUGUUUGACAGACUGCUCUCGACUCAAUAUUGCUUGUGUUGGGCUGGCCUUCUCGAUACUUUCCCGGCAUCCUACAGCAUCACUUUUCGUUGACUAAUCAUGGAUGGAAAAGACGGGCGCAAUAAUGACUCCGCUGACAAAGGGCUUUUCUCGGGCCUAGCUGGGUAUGCAGCUGGGCAAUACAUGCACCAUGGGUCAUAUCCUCCGCAUGGAUAUCCUCCCCAGGGGUAUCCUCCACAGGGGUAUCCUCCUCAGGGGUAUGCUCCACAGGGUUAUCCUCCUCAGGGGUAUCCUCCUCAGGGGUAUCCACCAGCUGGUUAUCCUCCGCCAGGUGGAUAUCCUCCUGCCGGUUAUCCUCCUCCACCUGCAGGUUAUCCAUCAGCUUAUCCACCACCUGGGGGAUAUCCACCAGCUGCUUAUCCGGGUCCAUCAGCUCCUCCAGUUCCAUAUCAUUCAGGGCAUGGUCCUGGUCCUGGUAUGGGAGCAAUGGUAGCUGGGGGCCUGGCUGCUGCAGCUGCUGCUUAUGGGGCACACCAAAUUUCUCAUGGCACUCAUCAUCUCGGACACGGGGCUUUCUUCGGCCAUCAUCAUGGAAAGUUUAAACAUGGAAAGUUCAAGCACGGGAAGUUUGGAAAGCGAUGGAAACAUGGCAUUUUUGGAAAGCACAAGGGCAAGUUCUUUAAAAGAUGGAAGUGAUUUUGAUUCAUCACAUCUGUCUUGCUAGGGGACACUAUUGUUGGCUUUUGACUGUUAUUCAUAUGAUCAAGUGGUUCUACUAAGAUCGAUUGUGUAAAUAGGUGGACCGUGUUUAAGUACUGAAAAUGCUUACUAUUGGUUGCUCUCGUUAAGAAAUUGGGUCUAGUCUUUUAACAAUGUCAAUUUGCUUAGUAUUUUGAGAUUCUUUUGAAUCACUAUUUGAUCAGCUUUUUGCAUGAUGAAGUUUAAGAGUUUUGCUUUUCA
This is a messenger RNA of Eucalyptus grandis, 1365 nucleotides long. RefSeq names its product glycine-rich protein A3. The record is from RefSeq and is a predicted model, not a curated record. NCBI's taxonomy places the organism in Eukaryota, Viridiplantae, Streptophyta, Magnoliopsida, Myrtales, Myrtaceae. The transcript has 4 exons. Bases 505 to 1101 code for a protein of 198 amino acids.